Messenger RNA from Cynocephalus volans (Philippine flying lemur), 750 nucleotides. It is a transcript of the gene PIGP, whose product is annotated as phosphatidylinositol glycan anchor biosynthesis class P. Bases 184 to 588 code for a protein of 134 amino acids. NCBI's taxonomy places the organism in Eukaryota, Metazoa, Chordata, Mammalia, Dermoptera, Cynocephalidae. Gene Ontology annotation, molecular function: phosphatidylinositol N-acetylglucosaminyltransferase activity. Gene Ontology annotation, biological process: GPI anchor biosynthetic process. Gene Ontology annotation, cellular component: endoplasmic reticulum. The record is from RefSeq and is a predicted model, not a curated record. The transcript is spliced from 5 exons.
CCACCGGCCCCCGCGCUCUUGUGCGCCCUCCCGGCGAGAGUCGUCGUGCGCCUGCGCCCGGACGGGCGGCUGUCGUCGUUCCUUAUCCUUUCCCUCAAUUUUCCUCCUUUUUCCCGCUGCGGCUCCCUGGUCGGCGCUUGCGCAGAGAACUCAGCUCUGAGAUUGUCCAAAGCCGCAGGGAAAAUGGUGGAAAAUUCACCGUCGCCAUUGCCAGAAAGAGCGAUUUAUGGCUUUGUUCUUUUCUUAAGUUCUCAAUUUGGCUUCAUACUUUAUCUCGUGUGGGCUUUUGUUCCUGAAUCUUGGCUAAACUCCUUAGGCUUAACCUAUUGGCCUCAAAAAUACUGGGCAGUUGCAUUACCUGUGUAUCUCCUUAUUGCUAUAGUAAUUGGUUAUGUACUCUUAUUCGGAAUUAACAUGAUGAGUACCUCUCCACUCAACUCCAUUCAUACAAUCACAGAUAACUAUGCUAAAAAUCAACAGCAAAAGAAACGCCAAGAGGAGGCCAUCCCAGCAUUAAGAGAUAUUCCUAUUAGUGAAGUAAACCAAAUGUUCUUUCUUGCAACCAAAGAACUUUGUACCAAUAACUGAAUUGCAUGUAGACAUAUUAAUACUAAGCAUUUAUUUAUUAUAAGUUUUUGACAUCAUAAUUCUGACCAUAAUUUUUGACUGUCUCUCUUAUUGAGACAUUAAAAAUAUGUAAAUAGAUUUUCUCUUAUAUUAAGUUCAAUUAAUAUUGUCAGUGUUUUCAAA